This is a messenger RNA of Nicotiana attenuata, 1095 nucleotides long. RefSeq lists its product as uncharacterized. The transcript has 3 exons. NCBI's taxonomy places the organism in Eukaryota, Viridiplantae, Streptophyta, Magnoliopsida, Solanales, Solanaceae. The record is from RefSeq and is a predicted model, not a curated record. Bases 1 to 1095 code for a protein of 364 amino acids.
AUGCCUCAUGAAAGGCAACAAGGGUACAAUCAGCAGAAUCAACAACUAGCUUAUCAACAACCUCAAUUGCAACAGAUAGUGCGACAAGAUGAUGGGUUGUUUGAAAUUAAAGGAAUGCUGCAACAACUCAUUGGGUCCAGCGGGAAAAUGGAAGAAAAGUUCCACCAGAUGCAAGAAAAGGUAGUACCACACGACUCAGCUACCAAAGGCAUUGAGAUUCAACUAGGGCAGAUAUCGAUGUCUCUGAAUAAUCAUCCCCAAGGGACGUUACCUGCGGACACACAUGGCAAUCCAAGAGAGCACGUUCCAAAGCAGCUUAUGGCGGUGAGUCAAAGAAAUGGUAGAGAUCUUGAUCUAGAGCAAGAAAUUGCUCGCGAAAGACGACCAACUGAGAUACUUGUGUCAGUGCCAAUUAAGGUAGAUGAGUCAAAUGAGCUAACAGAAGUAAGAGUGCAGCCAGCCCAAGAGUAUCUAAACAAAGAAAAAGAGGCUGCAAAGGAGACUGACAAAGGAAAAGAAAAGGAAAUUGAACAGCUCCCAGAACAGGUAGUGGAAAAGACGUCUAAUCAGGAAAAGACACAGAGCAGUGGACAUAAGCUGAUUCCAACACCAUUCCCUCAAAGUGCGGUAGUGACCCGACCUAUGGCUCAAAAAUUGUCUGAUCCCGGUAGUUUCACUAUCACAUGCACAAUUGGAAGUUAUGCUUUUGCUAUAGCAUUGUGUGACUUGGGAGCUAGUAUUAACUUGAUGCCCUUAGCAAUCUACACAAAGUUAAGCAUGUUUCAUGAAGAAAUAUCCAUAAUUUUGCGAAGGCCUUUCUUAGCCACUCGAAGAGCGUUGACUGAUUGUGAGACUGGAGAGUUGAAAAUGUGGUUGAAUAAUGAAGAAAUAAUAUUCAAUAUUCAACAGUCUAUGAGGAGGCCCAUCGAAUUUGCAAAUUGUUCGCUAGUGGAGGCAGUUGAUGUGAUACUACAAGAGGAGGAUGCGUCUCUUAAUGUCAGAGACCCGUUAGAAGUUUGCUUGAUGAAUUUGGAAGAUGUGGAUGGUGAAGAGUUGGCAGAGCGGGUCAUGGCUCUCAAAGGUCAUGGGUUCUAG